Messenger RNA from Populus trichocarpa (black cottonwood), 2611 nucleotides. RefSeq names its product oligopeptide transporter 9. The record is from RefSeq and is a predicted model, not a curated record. Bases 241 to 2436 code for a protein of 731 amino acids. Gene Ontology annotation, molecular function: oligopeptide transmembrane transporter activity. Gene Ontology annotation, biological process: transmembrane transport. The transcript is spliced from 6 exons. NCBI's taxonomy places the organism in Eukaryota, Viridiplantae, Streptophyta, Magnoliopsida, Malpighiales, Salicaceae.
CCAAGCUCACAUAAUGAGGUCUGCAAAAUAUCCGAAUCCAAUAAAAUUCAUCGAAUCCUUGUGCUGACCAUUUCACACUUAGCUGGCCUUUAAGCGGAAUCUUUCCUUGUAUUCUGCUAAGAAUCUCCUUAAAAUCCUAGAGCUCUUCUAGCGGAUACUUACACUACACUACACCCGUUUUUAUACAAGAGCAAAGACAGACAGUUCUUGGGGCAUUCACUAUCUGCGAAUCUUGAGAUCAUGGCUGGGGCAAAUGAGGUUCAGGCCAUGGAAAUAGAGGAUGAAGAGGAGUGUCCAGUAAAGCAAGUAGAUCUUACUGUUCUGAAAACUGAUGACCCCACCUUGCCUGUUUUGACGUUCAGAAUGUGGGUUCUUGGUCUUGGUUCUUGUGUCCUCUUGUCCUUUGUAAACCAGUUUUUCUGGUACAGGACACAACCGAUGUUCAUUUCGUCUAUUUCUGCACAGAUUGCUGUGGUGCCAUUGGGGCAUCUAAUGGCUAAAAAACUGACCACUCGCAAGUUCUUUGAGGGUACAAGCUGGGAGUUUACCAUGAAUCCUGGACCUUUUAAUAUUAAGGAACAUGUGCUGAUCACAAUAUUUGCCAAUUCGGGUGCUGGAACUGUUUAUGCUACGCAUAUUCUCACUGCUGUUAAGCUAUAUUACAAGAGGAAACUGACUUUUGUUCCCGCCUUGUUUGUUAUGAUUACUACUCAGGUACUAGGAUUUGGUUGGGCUGGUCUUUUCCGGAAAUAUUUGGUGGAGCCAGGGGAAAUGUGGUGGCCAUCUAAUCUGGUUCAAGUGUCUUUGUUCAGGGCACUACAUGAGAAAGAGAAAAGACUGAAAGGCUACACAAGUCGUACCCAGUUCUUUCUCCUAGUCAUAAUUUGCAGCUUUGCAUACUAUGUCUUGCCUGGUUAUCUUUUCACCAUGUUAACAUCCUUCUCUUGGGUCUGUUGGCUUGGUUCCAAGUCUGUUCUGGUUCAGCAACUAGGUUCAGGCUUGCAAGGACUUGGAAUAGGCGCUGUAGGGUUUGAUUGGGCUACAGUUUCUGCUUAUCUUGGAAGUCCACUAGCUAGUCCAUGGUUUGCUACUGCCAAUGUUGCAGUUGGAUUUUCCCUAAUAAUGUAUGUGAUGACACCCAUCUGUUACUGGCUCAAUGUCUACAAUGCCAAGAACUUUCCAUUAUAUUCAAAUGAGCUUUUUACAGAAAAGGGUGAGGAGUACGACAUCCUUAACAUCAUCAAUUCAAAGUUUCACCUGGAUCGGGAUGCUUAUGCAAAGUUUGGGCCAAUACACAUGAGCACCUUCUUUUCUAUGACUUAUGGCCUUGGAUUUGCCACACUUUCUGCUACUGUUAUGCAUGUCCUACUCUUUAAUGGAAGUGACCUAUGGAAGCAAAGCAAAAGGGCCUUUGGGGGCAGAAGGAAAAUUGAUAUACAUACAAGGCUCAUGAAGAAAUACAAAUCAGUUCCCACAUGGUGGUUCUACAUCAUCCUUGUCAUAAACAUUGCUGCUAUAAUCUUUGCUUGUGAGCAUUACAAUGAAUCACUUCAAUUGCCUUGGUGGGGUGUUCUGCUAGCUUGUGCCAUCGCAUUUUUCUUCACUCUGCCAAUCGGUAUCAUCAGUGCCACCACAAAUCAGCAACCAGGUCUUAACGUUAUCACGGAAUACAUUAUAGGGUACAUGUAUCCAGAGCGGCCGGUUGCUAAUAUGUGCUUCAAGGUGUAUGGAUAUAUAAGCAUGACUCAAGCUCUAACGUUUCUAGCAGACUUUAAGCUAGGGCACUACAUGAAAAUUCCACCUAGAUCAAUGUUCAUGGCACAGGUGGUAGGAACACUUGUGGCUGUACUCGUAUACCUAGGAACUGCCUGGUGGAUGAUGGAUGCCAUUCCCAAUCUUUGUAGUCAAGACAACGGCCCAUGGAAAUGCCCGAUGGACAGGGUGUUUUUUGAUGCUUCUGUCAUAUGGGGGCUGGUUGGACCGCGCAGAAUCUUUGGCAACCUUGGCGAAUAUGGAGGUGUCAAUUGGUUCUUUCUCGGUGGGGCUGUAGCUCCUCUCAUAGUCUGGAUUUUCCAUAAAGCAUUCCCAAGAAAGGAAUGGAUCAGCCUCAUUCACAUGCCAGUCCUGUUAGGUGCAACAUCAAUGAUGCCUCCAGCUUCUGCUGUGAACUACACCAGUUGGAUUGUUGUUGGAUUCCUCUCUGGAUAUGUUCUGUUCAGAUAUCGAACAGAAUGGUGGAAACGUUAUAAUUACGUGCUCUCUGGUGGCCUUGAUGCCGGGACAGCCUUUAUGACUCUGUUGAUCUUUUUCGCUCUCGGAUACUGGGAUGUUGACCUGACAUGGUGGGGAAGCAAUUCGAGCAACCCAGAAGGAUGCCUCUUGGCUAGCUGUCCAACUGCCAAAGGGAUCAUUGUAGAUGGCUGCCCAGUUCUCUGAUCAAACUGUAUAUUUUUACUCUCCUUUUGCCCCGUUUUCGAAACAAUAAUAUUUACUUCUGUCAAUACAUACAGACAGCUGGUUGCUGCUGUGCUUGAUAAUGGGUUCCUAGAUGAAAAACUUUGUUGAAGAUUUCAUCUUAUUAUGCAAUCAAAUGGAUUAAAUUCUUCCAGAA